CGAGCGGUAGGGUUGCUUUGUUAUGAACAGGCGGCGCUGUAGCUGGCGGAAGAGGAGGUCGCCCAGCCCAGUAUCUCUACGCCUGGAACACAGAAGCCGAGGGGGAGACGAGAAAACGGGAAGAGAAAAGACGGUGUUGGCUGGAGGAGAAAGAAAAAGCUACGAUAAUGGCCGCUAAAUCUGAUGGGGUAUUGAAAAUUAGAAAGAGCGAUGUAGCGUUCACGCCUUUGCAGAAUUCGGACCACUCGGGCUCAGUACAAGGACUCGUUCCAGGAUCGCAGCCGGAUUCGGGAACCGGGGAUGGGGACUUCGUGAAUGGGGAAUCGCGGUGCUGUGGUUCUAAUUCGACAUGUCUUCGCCUUGGCAGAGAGCAGCAAACAAAAUACACGAUAUGGGACUGUCUAUGGAUUCUCGCUGCAGUGGUGGUGUAUUUCGCCGAUGUAGGCACCGACAUUUGGCUUUCUGUCGACUAUUACCUCCGUCGCGACUACUGGUGGUUCGGGCUCACGCUAUUUUUUGUUGUGCUAGGGUCGUUCUCCGUCCAAGUCUUUAGUUUCCGAUGGUUCGUCCACGAUUUCAGCACCGACGAGAGCUCCAAUGCCGCCGGUGCGGCAAACUGCUCAUCCCACAUGGACGGGAAGCUGCUGAGCGGUUCUGCUUCACAUGGAGAUGUGGGCGCCCAACCGUCCACACCUCAAAGACAGGCAUCCACCGCGAGCAAGAGCAACACCACAACCAACAGCAACAGCAACAGCAGCACCGCAACCCCGACGAAUAAGAAAAGCUCGGCGUCCUGUUCAUUAUUCAUAUGGUCCGCGCAAUCCGUCACCCACAUCUUGCAGCUUGGACAGAUAUGGAGGUAUUUCCACGCCAUCUACCUGGGCAUCCGGAGCCGGCGCAGUGGGGACCAUGACCGCUGGAGAUUCUACUGGAGGAUGGUGUAUGAGUUUGCUGACGUCAGCAUGCUGCACCUCCUGGCCACCUUCCUGGAGAGCGCUCCUCAGCUGGUCCUGCAGCUCUGCAUCAUCAUCCAGACCCACAAACUGCAGGCCGUCCAAGGAAUGACAGCGGCUGCCUCCCUGGUGUCUCUGGCCUGGGCCUUGGCAUCCUAUCAGAAAGCCCUACGAGACUCCCGGGAUGAUAAGAAGCCAAUCAGCUACCUGGCCGUCAUCAUCCAGUUCUGCUGGCACUUCUUCACCAUUGCCGCCCGGGUCAUCACCUUCGCCCUGUUCGCCUCUGUGUUCCAGCUCUACUUUGGUAUCUUCAUCGUCCUCCACUGGUGCAUUAUGACCUUCUGGAUAGUCCACUGUGAGACCGAGUUCUGCAUCACCAAGUGGGAGGAGAUUGUCUUCGACAUGGUCGUGGGGAUCAUCUACAUCUUCAGUUGGUUUAAUGUGAAGGAGGGUCGUACUCGGUGUAGGCUCUUCAUCUACUACUUUGUGAUCCUGCUGGAGAACACUGCUCUGAGUGCCCUGUGGUACCUGUACCGCGUCCCUCAGAGCACCGACGCCUUCGCCGUCCCCGCCCUCUGUGUCAUCUUCAGCAGCUUCCUCACCGGCAUCGUCUUCAUGCUCAUGUACUACGCCUUCUUUCACCCCAAUGGGCCCCGAUUCGGACGCUCACCCAGCCUCGUGCUGGACGACCCCACGGCUGCCUUCACGCUGCCUGCCGAGGGGGCCACCAACUCGCUGAGGUCCAAUCGGGGUGUGCCCCUCAUCUCAGGGGACGGCACCAUUGGCAGGGACGGCAAAUACACAGAGAGGGACGGCUGCAUGCCCGUGUUUCAGGUGAGACCCACCGCCCCCUCCACGCCGUCCUCCCGUGCCCCACGCAUCGAGGAGACGGUCAUCAAAAUAGACCUGUGUCGGAACCGCUAUCCGGCCUGGGAAAGGCACGUAUUGGACAGGAGUAUACGCAAGGCCAUCCUGGCCAUCGACUGCUCCCCUACGCCGCCCAGACUCCAGUACAAAGAUGACACUACAGUUCAGGAGCGCCUGGAGUAUGAGACCACGUUGUAGCCCUACACUGCUGCCUGGAUGUUGGAUGCCUGGAUGUUGGAUGCCUGGAUGUUGGAUCCUUGGAAAUGCAAAACCGUAACAAAGGAUGACCAUCAACUUGGAUUUACAGCAGGACUGUGGCAAUAAUAAGUUAUUAGCUCUCUCACUCACUCUACAUACUAGCAUUGAACCAUGAUGUUGAUUGUCAUGGGCAAGAAUAGACACAAUUUAUUAGUUGAUGUGACGGAGGGAUAUAUUAAUGUUUUCUAAACAGAGUUCCUCUUUUUGGGUUUAUUUGGUUGAUGUUGUCGUUAUUGUAUUUAAAAAAAAAAAUUUUUUUUUACUUACGUUCGUCAGGGAAUCUCUUAUUUGAUAAAAGGCCAUUGCGCACACACACAUAUAAAAAAAUGUAGCCCAAUAGUCUAUCAUAAUAAAAGCAGUGUUCUAAUGAAUGAUAUCAUGCCCUUUCAUAACAGAUCCUUAUGAAGGUUCGUAACAGGUUAUAACAAGUUAUUAAUGUUUACCUACGAUAUCUCAUAUUUACAUGAAUUUCUAUUACCAACAUCUUAGACCUGCAAAUAUGUACUUUACAUUUAUAGGAUACAAGUAAUAUCCCCUGAUAUAGUGGACGUGUUGAUUAACAAAAAUAAGAAAAAAAAGGUCAGUUAAUGGUCCUGAUUCAUAUUUAGGAUGGUUCUAGUUAUUUCUAAUUCAAAGAAAACAGGUGACAAAGUAGUACACGCGUAGUCCGUGAUGUAAUUAGCGACAUGAGUAGGGCGUUGUGUCUGUCAUACUUUACAUGUGUACUGGCCCAUGAGUUCUGAUCUGAUUUCAUCAGCCAUGUUGUCCUAGUGCCAAAAGGUCUGAAACUACUGGAUUUUGUGGCUGUGAUUGCCAGUAACUGGAUAUUAGUAGAUUCAGGCAGGGCAGAACUGCUAUUUACUUUGAAGAAGCUUAGUACUGUACAUGGUAAUCAUGCUGUUUAUAUGCUAAAUAAAACCGGAAUGUUCGUGUAUUGUGGAGAGACUGAAGGACAAACCUCAUCUUUGUUCUCGCCUGGAUAAAAGGCGGCAUGCCAAGAAAACCUUCCUGGCAGCUCCUAUUUACAGUCCAGCCUCGUCCAGCUGUGGUCUGGGCUGCCAUGCGUCCAUAUGGCUGAUAAGGAUCAGUCUGCUGGGCCACAUAGUGCUGUUCUGUACGGAGAGGAGGAGAGGAUAAGAGACAAACGAGCAGCCACUUCAGCCAAACUACUCUCAUAACUGAAGCACCUGCAGGAUCUACUGUCAUCAUAGAUGCCGCAUUCUUUUUUACGUUUUACCUAACUGAUGUAAAAGUGUAUUGCCAUCCGUGUGUGUGGGAGGGAAGUGUAUGUGUGUGUGUGUGUGUGUAUGCGUGCGCGCUCAUGCGUGCUUAUAAGAGAGGAAAAGCAUGGCGCAGGAUGGUAUGUGUAGAUGCUACAAUCAGUGGUCAGUUUGUCUGCAGCUAUAUAUUGUAGUGCAAUGAACUAGAGACAUGCACUUCAGCACUAUGGUGUGAAAGGCUGCUGUAGCCUAUACUCAACACAAGAUCAGUACCAAUUCUAGGGUGUAUACCACUAUCAUUGUAGCUGUCAACAUCCAACAUCAAUGGUGUCAAGAUGGGCUUUUGAGCAGGAAACAACAAGUAUUUCACCUUUUAUGCUCUGACUUAAGCCCCAGGCACUAUGACUGUGGAUGUGAUAUCUAAAAAUAUCUUCAAAUAUCUUGCAAAGGUGUCUUCACAAAAAAGAAAGUGUGUAGCUUCUCUUUCA
Salvelinus sp. IW2-2015 is the source of this 3786-nucleotide messenger RNA. Its product is annotated as XK-related protein 4-like. Gene Ontology annotation, cellular component: plasma membrane. Lineage: Eukaryota; Metazoa; Chordata; Actinopteri; Salmoniformes; Salmonidae. Gene Ontology annotation, biological process: phosphatidylserine exposure on apoptotic cell surface; engulfment of apoptotic cell; apoptotic process involved in development. The record is from RefSeq and is a predicted model, not a curated record.